Silurus meridionalis is the source of this 5489-nucleotide messenger RNA. RefSeq names its product A disintegrin and metalloproteinase with thrombospondin motifs 5 (gene adamts5). The record is from RefSeq and is a predicted model, not a curated record. Gene Ontology annotation, biological process: extracellular matrix organization; proteolysis. Gene Ontology annotation, molecular function: metalloendopeptidase activity. The transcript is spliced from 9 exons. NCBI's taxonomy places the organism in Eukaryota, Metazoa, Chordata, Actinopteri, Siluriformes, Siluridae. Gene Ontology annotation, cellular component: extracellular matrix. The coding region runs from base 235 to 2988 and encodes 917 amino acids.
AAGAAGACAAUACUACACAUCAUGGUUAACAUACUGUGUAGUUGGGCAGCGUGCAUAUUUUGGACCAUGCCAAAAAGAGCGCUGUGUAGAGGGAGGUGUACUGGAGGGAUCAACGAGAUGCUCGUCCACAUCCUCACAGAGCAGCUGGUUACAUCUUCCUAGAUUUCAUCCUCCAAGUUCAGCCUGUUUUGCGCGUUUCCGAGUGGAUGUGAGCCGUGCGCUUUCUAAAGGAGGAUGACUGCCGCACUUUGCCCUCUCCCCGGCUGCGUGGCGUUGCUCAGGAUUGUUUUGCUGUGCUUCUCGUUGCAUCGUGUUGUCGAUGCUCUUCCGGAGUCCGCGGGUCUCUCGCCACCUGUCAACGGGUCGGGCUUCGCACCUGUCCGGAACACCGGCGGUUUCGUGCGCUCCAUCGAUCGGCUGUAUCACGCCGGUGGGAGAGUGGGCUACCUCGUGUAUUUGGACGAUCAGCGAUUUCAGAUCGACCUGGAGCGGGAUGAAUCAGUGACAUCGCCUGAUUUUGGCGCUCCGUCCAGCGCGACCGUGCGCGGCGCGGGCACCAUGCGGCGUGGCUGCUUGUAUCGAGGAACGGUGAACGCCAAUCCGGAGUCGUUAGCGGUGUUCAACACGUGCAAGGGAGGACUGAACGGGGUUUUCGCCGUGAACCGUGACCGCUACAGGAUCAGGCCGGUUGCGCACGGCGCGGAGCACAAGAACGACGCAGAACGCGCGCCGCACUAUUACAAACGGGAAAGCUUUCGCUUCGAGGCAGUGACGGAGCACGAAAGCUGCGGAACGCGCGACCGAAGAAGGCGGCACGGCGGUGCGCGGAAGCACCGAGGGCUCGGUCAUGCGUUAGGGCGCGUCGGUGACGAGGCGCGCGGCAGGAGGCUUUGGGCGAAGGCGCGCCACCGGAGAUCGGUGUCGCGCGCGCGGCACGUGGAGCUGCUGCUGGUGGCGGACGCCUCCAUGGCCAAGAAAUAUGGCACCGAUUUGCAACACUACCUGCUUACCCUGGCGUCGAUCGCCUCGCGGCUGUACGGCCACGCCAGCAUCGAGAACCCGAUCCGUCUUUCUGUGGUAAAGGUCACGGUAUUGACAGAGAACGAGAAAGGGCUCGAUGUAUCUAAGAACGCUGCUGCAACGCUUAAGAGCUUCUGUAAGUGGCAGAAUCAGCAAAACCCACUGGAUGAUGAUGAUCAUCACCAUCACGACGCGGCCAUUCUCUUCACCAGGCAGGACCUGUGCGGACAUCACUCGUGCGAUACUCUGGGCAUGGCUGAUGUGGGCACGGUUUGCUCUCCAGAGAGGAGCUGUGCUGUGAUAGAAGAUGAUGGCCUGCAUGCUGCUUUCACUGUUGCACAUGAAAUUGGGCAUCUUUUAGGGUUGUCACAUGAUGACUCAAAGUUCUGUGAGGAGAAAUUUGGCUCCACGGAGGACAAGAGACUCAUGUCUUCUAUCCUGACCUCCAUUGACGCCUCCAAACCUUGGAGCCGCUGCACCUCAGCCACUAUCACUGACUUCUUUGAUGAUGGAAAUGCAGAGUGUUUGUUGGACAUGCCACAUAAUCCUUUGCUUGGUCCUGAAGAACUUCCUGGUCAGAGCUAUGACGCAGAGCGCCAGUGCCAGCUUGCCUUCGGGCCUGAGUACAAUGUGUGCCCAGGCAUGGAUGUGUGUGCUCGUCUGUGGUGUGCUGUAAUCAGGAAGGGCCAGAUGGUGUGUCUAACCAAGAAGCUGCCAGCGGCCGAGGGCACGCAGUGCAGCAAAGGAAGGAUAUGCCUGCAUGGGAAGUGUGUGGACAAGACCCGCAAGAGGCACUAUUCGGUCUCUAACCAUGGUAGCUGGAGCUCCUGGGGGCAAUGGGGUUCAUGCUCUCGGACAUGCGGAGGUGGAGUGCAGUUCACACAGCGUCUGUGCAACAACCCCCCUCCUCGCAACAGUGGACGAUACUGCACAGGAAAGAGAGCCAUCUACAGGUCCUGUAACGUUACUCCAUGCCCUGCGCAACAUAAGAAUUUUAGGCAGGAACAGUGUGCCGCGAGAAAUGGGCCUCAGACAGACCCUAAAGGUGUGAAGACCUUUGUCGAGUGGGUGCCCAAGUAUGCUGGUGUUCUGCCAAAGGAUGUGUGCAAGUUAACCUGUAGGGCCAAAGGCACAGGGUACUACGUGGUGUUCUCACAGAGGGUGAUAGACGGGACGGAGUGUAGGCCCUACAGUAGCUCAGUGUGUGUGAAAGGGAAGUGUGUGCGCACUGGCUGUGACGGAAUAAUAGGCUCCAAGCUGCAUUAUGACAAAUGUGGCAUCUGUGGUGGUGAUGGCACAGGCUGCGUAAGAGUCGCUGGCAACUUCACCAAGAAGAGUAAAGGAUAUACAGAUGUUGUGAAGAUACCAGAGGGUUCGACUCACGUUAAAGUCCGUCAGUACAAGCCAAAAGGUCAGACUCACUUUACCGCCUACCUAGCCCUACGUCGACCAAGUGGAGAGUACCUUCUUAAUGGCAAGUUCAUGAUCUCAACUUCAGAGACAAUAAUCCCUUUGAAUGGCACCAUGCUCAACUACAGCGGCUGGAGCCAACACGAUGAGGGUCUUCACACCACAGGACCUGGGGCUCUCCAAGAGAGCCUUGUAGUGCAAGUACUAGCAACUGACCCAAAGAAGCCUCUAGACAUACGUUACAGCUUCUUUCUGCCUCGCAAAAUGCCUCUUCCACCUCGGACGGCCUUGGUGUUUUCUGCAACACCUGCAGCUUUGUCCUCUGAUGAGGUCUUAACCAUGACCACAAAGGUUAUUCCCACAACAGAACCUUCAUCAACGACCCCACCUGGGCCACGGUGGGUGACAGGCCCAUGGAUGUCCUGUUCGAGAACUUGUCACACAGGCUGGCAAAGUCGUACAGUCCAGUGCAAGGACCCAUACGGAAAGCUAGCUAAGGGAUGUCCUCUAGUGGACAGACCUUCAGCAUUUAAACACUGUCUGGUUAAAAAGUGCUGAGAAUUCCUAAUGGAAAUCUAAUUGGAAAAACUUGUGCACAUGAAUGCGUGCUUCUCCUUUCUGGUCUGCGGUAAAAGGUCUCAAGAGGAGACAGACAGACAAACUGGAGCACACAGUGUCUUAUAGAGCAGAACAGUUCGAAGUUCUAAUGCUCUUUUAAGCGCCUGAACGUUAUCACUGUGGAACUGAAUUUUUUUAACAAUAUGACCCUGGACAAAGUAGUGGCUGUCCUGGCCUCUGAUGCAGUCACAUCAAUUGCUGUCUGGACUCACUAAAGAUUCAACAGUAUGUAGCCACUCUUCUAAUGUAAACCACAAUCUUUUUUGUCCAGUCAUCCUUCUAUGUGGCUUAGUGCAUUUCAUCUCAUUAACUUCAAGUUUAAACUGUAAACCAGAGAAAUCAGUAGACAUUAAUUUCGAGUUCAGCAAAAGAACUGCAAGUGAAUGGAGGUUUUUUUUUUUUUUUGCAUGAUUGGACUAUACUAAAGACUUCUCUGGCUUUGGACUGACUUUUGGAACUUUUGGAAACAUGCCCAAUGGUUUCUGGGUGUACACCAUGUUCCAGUACAUUUUCACUUACUUAAUGCACGUACCACCAAAUUUGAACUAUAGUUCAAAUACAGUACAGUGUGAGCUCAGCUAUGUCUCUGUUGCUAAUUCUCUGGUUAACAGUUGUCAGUGUUUUUUUUAAUGUUUGCUGGAUUCCUGCUGAAAAAGGAAUGGACUGAAAAAAAAGAAUAUACUUUUCUUGAACGUGUUAAUUUAACACAUUUUCCUUAAGAACAUGCGUAAACAUUUACAGCAAUAAUGGUGGACGUGUAUGAUGAUGUGAAAAAGCAAGCAUUCAUACUAAACAGGCAAAAACAUUUCUUACAUCAUUUCUUAGACAUGUGAUCUGUCGUAAUACAGUCAUCACGUAAAAAUACACUCAAAAAAGUGAUCCUGACCAAUAUCAAAUAGAACUUAAUAUAAACAUGUCAAUUCAGCAUAAUAAAGGUUUGUGAGAUUUUUGAAAUAGUCAGUUCAAACAAUUAGAAAAUACUUACGCAUUGUCAAAUUAAGCAAAUUGAAGAUAACUCAAGUUGUUAAGUUUAUAAACCACCUAAAACUUAAAUGCACCAUGGUAUCGAUUCUACAAAUGAACAUACUUAAAAUGUUCUUGUUUUAAUGAUAUAGUGGAGAGCGCUAUCUAACACAUAGGUCCAUAUCUCCUACAGUUGUGUAUUUGGGUUAAGUUGUGGUGUCUGUUAAGGCCAUAGCAAAUGAUUUUAGCUAUAAUAAAACAUUCAGUGAGCCCUCAUGCCCAGUGGAUUAGGGGAACAUGCCCUGGAAAGAGACCAUUUUCAAUAGGAUGGAAAUGUUUCCAAGUAGGAUUAAGUAGGUCAAUCAGAAGAACUUUGUAUGAAUUUGCAAUGGAUGAAACCCAUGCCAUAAAUGUAGCUGCAUAACAGUGCCACCAUUCAUUUUUCCUUUCUUUCCAUUGUCAUCUGUUUGUAUUUAGGCAACCCAGUGCAAAAACAUACGAGAGAACAUAUUAAUUUGUACUAUAAUAUCUGUUUGAUAAAACCAAUCAUGGAGACCACUGAUUAAUAUUAACAUUAGCAUUCUGUUCUCUGUUCAAUUUUUAUUGGCUGAUACAAAUGCACACCGUUUUAUAUUGAAUAUAGGGCAAUUAUCUUGAAAGUAUACUAGACUAACACUAAGUCGUAGUCUUACUUGGUGCAACUAGAUAACCAAUACACACAAUUUUGGACUUACAAAGUUGAAAUAUUACUACUAAUAAAAGAGUAGACAAUACUUUAACCUCAGCUAACAAUUUGCUUGGUCAUUUUUAAGUGAAACCGAAGUGUUAGCAACCGCUUUUACAGUGAUAACAUGCUUGCCUUCAAAUUGAGAGCUAAGGAUUUAAAAGUGAUGGUGCCCUUGUAUUUCUUUUAGCCUUGAAUAUUAUGUUUAUUCAAAUGAAUUGACAGGAGAUCAUGUUGUUAAUGUAUAAUCUAGUAAAUUCCGACAAUAGCACAGUUACGUUGGGACUGCUUAAAAAAAAACCAUGCAAAUUGUUAGUGUCUAACAUCUACUUCACAUUAUUGUUUGUUGUAUGCUUUCGAAUGCAUUCGUAUUUACUGUAGGACAAAAGAGGAAUUGUUUCAAAAUUGUUUAAAAUUCAUGUCAUGCCAGACACUUGUCUACUCAAGCGGAAAUUUCAGUUGGCUCCAAACUCUGGGGCCCUGAGAUUUAAGCUCUGUUUUUUAUAUACAUGCAGUACUGUCUGAUUAUCGCCAUGGGAAAAUGCCUUUCCUGAAUGACAAAAACACAGCACUGAAAUCAUAAUUUAUUGUGUGUUUAACUGGUAUGUAAAAAAAAAUUGAUGAAUUUAUUUAUUUGUUAUUAUGUUGUAUUUGACAAGGAAUAUGAAUAUUAUAUGACUAAGCAGAGUAUUUCCUUUUUUACAUGUUUUUGUUUGUCAUCUCUAGAAUAUGUAUAUAAAAUCUCUAUAUUUAA